This is a messenger RNA of Juglans regia (Persian walnut), 1801 nucleotides long. Its product is annotated as pollen-specific leucine-rich repeat extensin-like protein 1. Gene Ontology annotation, biological process: endomembrane system organization. The transcript has a single exon. Bases 45 to 1670 code for a protein of 541 amino acids. Lineage: Eukaryota; Viridiplantae; Streptophyta; Magnoliopsida; Fagales; Juglandaceae. The record is from RefSeq and is a predicted model, not a curated record.
CAACCCUCGCUAUCUCUCCCUCUCUCUCACCCUCGAUCUCUCCAAUGGCUGAUUCAAGUACUCCUGUUAAUCAACCAAUUACGGUGCCAUCUGAGUCAACUCAUGCCAAUCAACCCCUGCAAAACCAGGGCUCCAGCCCCCAGCUGCCGCCGCAAAACCUUAACCAUCAACUCUCAGGCGCAGCUGAGUCUAUCCAACAACUAAUCGCAUCGCUGCCACCUGAGGCUAACUCGGCCCUUAAAUUAUUAUCUAUGGCGUCGACACAAUCAAACCCAUCACCACCAAAACACGACGCCUCCGCAAUAUUCAACUUCAGGCCUGAAUUUCCUUCAUUGUCACAACCCCCUGCGCCAGGCAGCCUUGGCGAGUACCUGAUGAUGAUAUUGAACCAGAGCUCCAGUUCCCAGCUGGCGGCACCAAACGUUAACAAUCAAUUACCCUCCGCAGGCUCUGAGUCGUCUAUAGAACAACAAAUCGCACGGCAGCUGCCACCUGAUCAGCGUAACUGGCUCCGUGAGUUCUUGGCUGAAGUGCAACUAAUAUCCCAAUCUCAGCUUCCGGACAGUAGAUCCCAACUCAUUCCUUUAGUUCAUGAAGCGUUGCUGCCGCGGCCUGCUUAUAAUUAUUACCCCGAUAGGGUUCUGCCACCAGCGCCUGCAUACGGCCAAACUUUGAACGAGGACUCCAACCACGAGCGGAAUGCACCCGGCCACUUCGCCAUCGACAUAGUUGAGCCAGUACCUUUGUCACAACCAUACUCAUCAACUGUUAAUGCAGCGCCUAAUUACCUGCCACCUCCUUCCGUAUCCCCACCAGUAACCCAAUACCAAUUCUCAAACCCCAUGGUUGCAGCACCAUCUUUUGGAAAUCUACCGAACCCAGUUAUGACUGUAGUACAGCCACAAAUAUUACAAGAUAUGAAAGAAACCCAACAAAGCCCUGUUCCUCCUCAACCAUCGGCACAACCACCGCCACCACCAUCACCGAAACACAGCCCAGAGCAUCAUCAGGAGAACCCAAACCCAAACCCAGUACCUUUACCUAGUCCGCAUGAACCAGUGCCAGCGCAAACAGCCCCACAACGAGGACCAUUAAUAACCCGGCCUGGCUUCGGCAAAAAAAACGUGGCAAAGACAGCACAGAAAGCAUCCAACCUGGCAAACCUUUUACCCACUGGCACAGUCCUUGCAUUUCAAUCCCUAGUACCAUCACUUUCCAACAGUGGAAAAUGCGGUAUCUUCCACAAGUACCUUAUUGGAUUCGUCAUUGCAGUUUGUGCUGCCACUUGUUUUCUCUCUUCUUUCACUGAUAGCUUCGAAUAUAACGAAAAAUUAUACUAUGGUUUCGCCACAUGCAAUGGCCUUUGCGUCUUAAACUACGAAAAUCGUGCCGACGAAGAGCCAGACAUCAGGAAGGAGUUGAAGAAGUUUUCAAUCGAAUUCAGAGACUAUAUUCAUGCAUUUGGUUCCCUCUUUGUGUUCUUGAUCUUUGCUAUUAGCAGUUCGGAGGUGCUAUCUUGUUUCUUCCCCCAAGCAGGUGAAAACGACAAGUACUCAGUUGUCGUGUAUUUGCCACUCGUGGCCGGAGUUUUAUCCAGCUUCUUGUUCUCCAUUUGUCCGACUAAACGUAAAGGGUUUGGGUACUCUGAUCAGGGUCCACGCCGCCCGUGAUGGUACUGUUCCUGCUUGCUUAAGAAACAAUAUGCAUGAUUAUAUAUAAUAAUGACGAUGUAAUUUCCUAUCCAUUAAUCAAGGAUGCAAUUCUAUUAUUAUUAUAAUGAAAUAAUUUAUAAAAUUCUCAA